Molecule: messenger RNA, 2786 nt
Organism: Symbiodinium pilosum
Lineage: Eukaryota; Dinophyceae; Suessiales; Symbiodiniaceae
Source: the annotation of a GenBank genome assembly
GACGGCCGAAGUGCGUUCUUUGUGAGCAUCGAGCUGCCUUGGCCUAUGCCUGGGCCAAGGCGGAGGUGGAGGAGCUUGGGCCAGGUAGCCGCCAGCUUUUGGGAUCUCAUUUUACCUUCGAUCCUGCGCAAGGUGAUGUUUUCGGAGCCCUGACCCUCGGUGCAACCCUCGUUGCACUUCCCCGCGCGACAGUUCUGGGUGCUCUGCAUGAUGCCCUCGGACUGGAUGUAAGCCAUGCCACAAUGACGCCAACGCAGUGGUCGUUGAAGGCCCCUGGCCUGCUGCCAAAGCUGCAGCACUUGACCUUGUGCGGAGAAACCAUGCGAGUGGAGACAAUUGAGAACUGGUCAUCGGCACUGGCGCUGCGAAACAUGUAUGGCGUCACGGAGGCAACUGGGCUGCAGACAUCCCAUCGCACUGCAAUUGGCGACUCACCGAAGCUUGUGGGUUGCGCCUUGCCCGGCUAUAUUGUGGCGCUCAGUGAGGAGGCCGAGAUCCUUCUUGCGGGCCGCGGUCUUGCUCGAGGGUACCUUGGCCGCGAUGAGGAGACGAAAAGCUGCUUUGUGGACAUCCCCGCCAUUGGUGAUGCUGGCACAGAGGCCCGGGCUUACCGCACCGGCGACCUCGGCGCAAGCAGCUCGCGAGGUCUGAUUCUGAAAGGCCGCAAGGAUCACCAGGUGAAAAUCUCUGGAGUUCGCGUUGAGCUUUCUGAGGUGGAGCUUGCGGUCUUGGCUGCUGGGCUCGUGUCUGCCUGCACGGUGGUCGUUGCUGAAGGUGUGCUGGUGGCGCAUGUUGCGCUUGGCAACUGCGCCAUGGACUGGAUCCUUCGAGCAACGCUGGAGGCCUGCGCAGCUGCGCGGUUGCCGAAGGAGGUUGUGCCACACCAUUUCCAAGCUCACGAGAAGCUGCCCCUGGCGCCUGGGGGAAAAGUGCACCGCCAGGCCUUGGAGGUGCUCGGUCUUGGUGCGUGUGGCACACCCGGUGGCCCAAUUACCACGCCAUUGGAGGACAGCGUUGCCGUGGCCUGGGCAGCGGCACUCAGACGGCCCAAGGAACAGCUGGGCCGGAACUCCAAUUUCCUGUGGCUCGGCGGCGACAGUCUCGCUGCAUUACGUGCCUGCCGUGCCUUGCGCGAGGUGGACAGUGGAGUGGACUGUGGACUCGAAAGUGGAGUGCAGAGUGGAGUGGAAAGUGGAAAGUGGAACGGAAAGUGGAUGGCAAGUGGAGUGCAGAGUGGAGAGGAAAGUGGGACUGAAAGUUGUCGGAAACUCAAGUGGAAAAUCGAGUUGAAAGUCGAGCGGAGAGAUGUGGAAAGAGAUGAGAGUGGGGAGUGGAGUGGAGUGGAGCGUGGAGUGGUAUUCGAGGUCGUCGUGUGUUGGUAUGCAGAGAUCAGUAGGUGUUGUGAAGCUGGACGCCCUAUCGUCCAGUCUGCCCUGAGACUUGAGGAGGUGCGACUUGCAGCUGACAGCGUCGAAGCGCAGGACUUGGAUGUUCAGCAGGAGCACAAAGAGAGCAAAGGGGUGAAGCUGGACUACUUGUGGAGGCAGAAGCGUGUCUUGGACCAGCAUGGCAGGAGCGCUUUGUGUGCUGAGUGCGGCCUUGGGCCGACGCUUCAGCAGUACGCGGCCUUCCUGGAAGAGCAGGGCGUUGACGUUUCAGGUGUCUUCCAGCCUCUUGCCAAUAUGGCAAGUGCAGAGGACGCAGGCACAGGCAGCUCGGCGGAACUGGCGCUGGCUGCUGCAGCCCGUGAGGGCCGCCAAGAUUUGGUAAAGGCCUUGCUCCAGGUUGGAACCUCGCCGAAUGGCAGUGCGUCUGGAACACCACCCAGGGGUUACACACCUCUGCACGCCGCCUGUGCUGCAGGGCAAGCAGGCAUUGCCAUGAUGCUGCUCGACGGCAAAGCCAACGUAAGGGCCAUGACCGAGGCACGGACAAGCCCAGCACAUCUGGCAGCUGCACAAGGGGACGCAGCCAUCCUUACCUGCCUGCUUGCAGCUGAUGGUCCUGAGGGUGUGGCAACUUGGGCACGCGACGCUGACCAGCAGACAAUCCUUCAUCUCGCUGCGAGGUCGGGUGAGGUGAAAGCUGUAGAAUUGGUGCUGGCAAAGGUGAAGGGCCUACGUGCCAAAGACGGUGGGCUCGAGGCCAAGGAUCGAUGGAGCAGGACGGCUCUCCAGUGGGCCGUGGCCAACAACCACGAGGAGGCAGCGGUCUGCCUCAUCCGCCAUGGCGCUUUUUCGGGUGGCAUCCCGGACGCUCUUCUUGAGGGCUACCAGGUAGACUUCUCCGCACCAUCCAAGCCCGGACAGCCCAAAGCGGCCCGAAAGGAGGUUCAGUCUGCUGCCAAGAUUGCUUCGCUGGUUGCAGCGUUGCCAUGCGGUGUUGAGAGCUGCAAGGAGAAACAACUCUUUGCUCUGACGGCUUUGCGCGAUUUCUGCUGUGGUGCUAAAGAGCACCGAGAGGCAGCACGGCAGAGCGGGGCUGUAAUCAGGCUACUGGGCUUGCUUCCCGGUGGCCAAUCGGAGGUUGUGGCGGCUGCAGCCCAGACGCUCCGGAACAUUGCUGCGGAUCGAGCUGGUGCGAUGGCAAUCUGCCAGGGCGGAGGCAUUCGUCUCCUUUUGGACGUUGCCAAGCGUGGGCCGGAGCAUCCGGAGGCUUGGCGCGCCGCCUCCGCUUUGACCAACGUCGCAGAAUUUGCAGAAUUGGCUCCUGCGGUGCGAGAGGCAGGUGCAGCCUCGGUGCUUCAGAGCCUCUCCGGGCAGCUUCCAAGCAGUCUGCGCGUGUGA